UAUUCUACACCGAAGAGAUAUGUAAAAGCUCAGUAUCAAAGUGGAGCCACCUCAGUCGAGCUGCGUCGUUUAACAAAGGCGGUGAGAAGCAAAACUCAUCCGGAUGUGGCCGAGUGAAACACGACUUAUCACCUCCACGAUCGGUGGUUUCCCCACAGUCCCAACACUUCCAGCCAGUGUUCGCAUGUUCCCAUGAAAAAUUACUCAUUCGUUACCGCACUCACACAGCGCACUUCGUUCCCAUCGUGUUGAGUCAAUCACAAUCACUGCCAGUAGUGAGUGUGUGUAUUGAGUGAGUGUACUAACCGUACUAACAUUCAAUGAUAGCGUCCCGAGCACACAAGUGUGAAAUGCGGAAAAUCGCGAAUUAUUUUUAACCACCGAGCGCGCUGAUUUAGGACAUGGGAUUCUGCACCAGCAGAAAGUUAUUGCUCACAAUCUGCAUUCUCCAACUGUUUGCACUAUGUGAGAGGCAAGUUUUUGAGUUUUUGGGUUUUCUAUGGAUACCAAUACUCUUAAACUUUCUGGAAAUCAUCUUUGUCAUAUUUGGUUUCUUCGGUGCAUAUCAGUACAGACCCAAGUACAUUGCCUCAUAUCUAAUAUGGCAUAUUUUAUGGUUGGCAUGGAAUAUUUACAUCAUUUGCUUAUAUUUGGAUAUUGGUGUGCUCGAUCACAAGCAAAGCGGUGUAAUCAAAAUUGAUCAAUGGAGUGAAAGCUGGUGGGUGAAAAAUGGCCCUGGAUGCAGAGUGGAGUUAAAUGUGACACAUCCACACCCAUCACUAGAAAAUGUAGUCAAUUGUUAUGUGGAUUAUCGUUAUGUGGAGAUAUUUCAAGCUGGGCUUCAAACAACACUAGCUUUACUGGGACUCAUCACAGGUUUCUGCCUGAGCAGAACUUUUCUCGAGGAGGAUGACAGUUCCUCACAUAAGCGCAAAAAUGCGAAGCGCAUGUCGCUGUACUCGAUUGAGUUCAGCCCGCAGCAUGAUCGUGCCGACAGCGACAGCAACGACGGCGACGCCCAUCCAACGGCGAUAUCUCCGAAACCAAUGACACCACGUCGUGUAAAACGCAGGAGUGUCAUGCAGCGUGGUACCACCAGUCGGCAUAGUACAACUUCUCGGCGACACAACAACCACUCCCACACGCAUUCGCAUACGAAUCCACGUUCGUCCACGCGCAGCUCAAGGCGGAGCGUUGUGCAGAAUCCCGUCACGCGAUUGAUUGAUCAACAAGCCAAGAUGGCCGCUGCUGCGUAUGAUCACUUCGACGUGCCAUCUAGCAGCAUGGAUCUCAAUUAUCAUGACUAUCAUAUGCAAACUGGCGCGCCGGGUGGUAGUGUAUCAACGAAUAAUCUUGUCGCACCACAUUUACCACCUGGAUGGUCGAGUAAAGGACACGCGAAUCCAACGUAUCAACAAUCAUCAUCGCAAAGUCUUAACGAGCAUGAUGAUUUCGAUGAGUUGUAUACGAAUAGGCCGCCGUCGGCGCGUUCCAGUUAUUCUAACUUCCAUGGCACACGCGCGAUAAGUUAUGCGCAUGCGCAGCAGCCGCCGUAUCCGCAACACCCGCAGCAUACGAUUGAUCGCAUGGCGCAUUCGCAAACCGCGCCGCAGCCGCAAGUACCACAGAAAAUGAACACGCAUCGUGGUAGUUUAAGGUCGAAGGCGUUUUUGAAUAAUGGCCCGCCUGCAUAUACGCCGCACGGCCAUGCUCACAAUCACACGCAUGCCCACAACCACCAUCCGCACGCGCAUUCACCGCCAUUGGACUCGGAAACUGCUAUCUAACCUCAAGUUUGAAACGUUUUUAACCUUGAAUCAAAGCCGAACGUAUGUAAGUACAUAAGUCUACUUAAAAUCCAAAUCGAGUGCAAUUUUUUUCCCUGCACGAUUUUGUGAUAUAUACAUUGACUUAGAUUUUUAAACGUUUUGACUCAAUGAAGCAAUAAUGAUCGUUGUACAUUUCUAUAACUUUGGAUAACUUUGAUGUGAUUGUGAUUUUACUCGAAACAAAAACAACAAAUGAUGCUCACCAAGCUGUUCACACUAGCAAUAAUUAUUAAUUGUGUGGGGAGGGGAUACAUUUGAGGUUAUGUGAAUGACAGCGGUUUGAAUUUUUACAUCAGGCGGUUUUUUUAAAGUUUUUAUUUAAUAACGCAAAAACUAAUAGAGAUAAACUAAUAAUUCUUUCAUAAAUAUAUGGAGAAUUAAAUUAUUUAUUGAUUUAUACAAGUUUUAAAAUAAUAAGUUAUUACAUAAAUAUUUACAAGCGAAUAAUCUUCAAACAGAUUAAAAAUAGAAAAAUUACGGUUUUUGCUAAAUAAAUUGCUCUAAAAAAUUAUUUCUGAUAAAUUUUUUGAUUGAUUAUAUGAAGAAUUUAAUAUGGAAUUUAUCUUUGAAAGAAUUAUGGUAUUAUUUCUUUUAGUUUGUUAGUUAUUAAUGAAAAACCAUCGAAACUCAAUUUAUAGACCGCUGAAUCUAAUAAGUUAGGGAUAGCGGUCUGAAAUAUUACGGAACUGUACGCGUCAUUAUUUUAAUUUAUUAUUCAAAGACUAAAUACGCUAUAAUUAUGAUUCUUUCACCAAACUAUUCUCUAUUAAAUUCUACAUUGAAGAAUGUAAAUUUAAAAAAUAUUACAUUUUUAGAAAAAUAGUUACAGGCUAUCAAAUUUCACUUUUGUAAAAAUUGAAGAACCAUACUUUUUACUGUAUAACUCGCUCAAAAAAUGGUUAUCAAACUAUAUUUACCACUUUUAGAUACGCAAUUUAACGUAGAAUCCAUUUAUGAAAGAAUCAUUAUCCUAACUUGUUUAGUUUAGGAAUAAUUCACGAUUAACGCUUAAAAAACGUUUAUUGUAUAAUUUUAGACCGCUGUACUACACAUAACUCUGAAUUCCUCCCCGCACAUUAUACUUGUAAGCAGCUUUUGACAAACUUUUACAAUAUUUACAAAUUUACACGACUUAUGUAAACUACACUGUAAAUACUUAUCGUUCCAACCUAAUUUAGUCGUAAAUCGCAUAGAUUUAGCGUGUAAUAAUCUCAAAAAAUCUCAAAACCAAGUACCUAGAGUCUAGACGAUACGUAAAAUUUGUAUAUAAAUAUGAAUGCGUUUGUAUUGUGCUUGUGUUUCCUUAAUGUUUAUCAUUUUAUUGCCAAAGUAUUAUUAUUUAUGUUAGGUUAUAGUUUAACGGUUGUACAAAUCUCCUUCACUUAUAAUUACUUUAUUGUAAUCAAACAAACAAAAAACGAAAUCAAAAUCAUGCUGCAAUAUAAUUUCGUGCAAGACCACAUUAUAAAUCAUACAUAAUAAAGAAAAACAGGAUAUA
This is a messenger RNA of Dalotia coriaria, 3327 nucleotides long. It is a transcript of the gene NKAIN, whose product is annotated as Sodium/potassium-transporting ATPase subunit beta-1-interacting protein. Bases 402 to 1787 code for a protein of 461 amino acids. The transcript is spliced from 6 exons. Lineage: Eukaryota; Metazoa; Arthropoda; Insecta; Coleoptera; Staphylinidae. The record is from RefSeq and is a predicted model, not a curated record. Gene Ontology annotation, biological process: regulation of sodium ion transport.